AUUAAUAAUUGUCCCACUCUUUUCUUUGUCACGUCUUUCAAAGCCUUCUCUUUCACCCUUUAGUUUUGGAAGUUUUCAUGGCUGCCCAUCUUCUUUUCUCUUCUUCCUCUUAGUAUCCUAAGGCUCUUUCAUUCCUCUCAUUUUUCUUUUCCAACUCUUAUCCACAGUCACCACAAGUAUCUCAGUUUUCAACAAAACCCCAUAUAUCCACAACCUUUUUUCUCUCUUCUCAUUUGUCUUUCACUCUUUAAUAUGGUUUUGCUUUCAUAGAGUUAUGAAUGCACCAACCCCUCUUGACCCAAGAGAAGGUCUUUGUACAUUCUUGUUCAUUCAUCAAGAUUAGUUGUACAACAGUAGUUGAAGGAGCUGGGGGUGAAGUUGCUUGCUUUUUUAAACUCCCUCAUUUUCUGUUUUAUUAUUAAGGAAAAAGAAUGUUCCUAAAAUCACAUGCAAUGGAACUUCUUUGUUACUCUAUACCUUCUUUAUCAUGGCUUUGAAGUUGUAGAAAAGUAAAGUGACCCAUCUAAGUACAUCUACUUUCUGCAGGCAAAAGAACCAUCUCUUCACAUUUAUUGGUGUUUCUGCUCCCCUAUUUUGUUGUGUCGUCCCUUAAAGGCUCUCUGUUGCAUUUGUUCUUGUCUUGCUGCUUCCACCAUGGCAACCAAGAUGAAAGGGAUCUACAAAAGUUUCAAAUUCAUUUCCCAAAUAUUUGUUGUGAAGGAGCGUGAGAUGGAAAUUGGGUACCCCACAGAUGUCAAGCAUGUGGCACACAUAGGAUUGGAUGCCGCUUCUGGCAGUGCACCUAGUUGGUUGGGUGGGAUUGUGCAGAUGAAUGAUUUCAAGGCAACAUCUGAAUUCUCCACAUCGAUUAGUAGCCUUGCUGAAUUUAGAGAUUCCAGCUCUAUGGCUCUUUCCACAUGGUCCUCUCAUGAUUUUGAUCAGUCCAUGGGACGCCAACAAGCAUGUGAUAUGUUCAAAGACAUUCCACCUACAGAUCUGCCAAAUAUUCCAAAGAAACAGAAGCGAAAAAAGUCCAGGUCAAGUUCUUCUCCAAAGUCGUCUUCUUCUAGAUCCUCACGAGGGUCAAAGUCGAAGACUGCAUUCAAUGAUAUGGAUACAAUUUCAAACCUACAAAUUUAAAAACGGAUUAAGAUUAUGAAAUUGGUGGGAGAAGGGAAACAACAACCCCCCCAAAAAAAAAAAAAAAAAAACUGUUGAUGUGCAUAGUAAACAUUGUGAAAUCCCCUUUCAUUACUAAGGUUAUUUAAAAUGUCAAGAAAAUAUAUAGGAGGUUGAACAAAUCUUGUGUAAAUUUUGAAAAUCAUCUUUUCUAGGAAAAUGGAAAUUAGGUGGUGGCAAUAGAUGUGAAAAGAAGAAAAAAUGAUCAAUGUCCAAGGAAGACCUUUGAAGAUGCAAACUUUGGUUUAAUGAUGAAGAAUCAUGCAUAUGGUUGGAUUCCUUAGCUCUUCUGGUGUGGGGAAGAUGAUUGAACUUAAACAAGAACACAAGGGGAUUUUCUAUUUAACAGUUGGUGAUGCUUUUUUCCUAGUUAUGAAUGGUCCUUGAGCUAGAAUGUUUGUUGACAACCUUGAAAAUUCUUCUCAAAUUCCAGAAUGUAAAAUUAAUUCUUGCUGAUACUAGAUUGUACAAGUUGCAGUUUCAAUUAUACCAAUAUUGUUUCUCAGA
Molecule: messenger RNA, 1686 nt
Organism: Quercus lobata
Lineage: Eukaryota; Viridiplantae; Streptophyta; Magnoliopsida; Fagales; Fagaceae
Product: CRIB domain-containing protein RIC10-like
Exons: 5
Coding region: 655-1140 (161 amino acids)
Source: RefSeq, a predicted model, not a curated record